UGAUUACUCUGUGUAUUUAGUUCCUCUCUUUCCCUGUCCCUUGUUGGAUCAUUGUUUGUCUUUCCUGUGUUCUUAUUCCUCUUGGUUUUUUUCUGUGGAUUUGUUAAACACAAAGAGUCUGUCUUCCAGCUGGCUGGAUUCACACGUUACCUGAAGCUGACCAAAGGUGGAUAUCCAAAGCCCUUUUCAAAUGGACACCCCAGGGGCAUCCUGAGCUUGACUUUUCCAGAGUGGAUAAGCUUUGGUGGUAUCCUCCACAGGUCCCUCUGAAGAUAAGUAAUUCUCCCCCACUGGAGAAUUACUUUGGUCACCCACUUCUUCUCUGGAUGCCGCGCAAGCUGUGGCAAGUAAAGCUCACCUGUCCGCAUGCAGACUGCUCCAGACAACCUUUGACCUCGGCCGGCUUGCACCAGAAGAUCAGGCAGGUGGUGGGAGUGGGCAGUGUGUAUUUUAUGGCAUCUGAGUACCUGGCAUGUAAAACAUGCAAAAGAAAAGUGAUCAGCUGGAGCCAUGGCAUCGUCUCCCAGCUGGACAUUGGUCAUAGAGUGCAAUUUCCGUGCAUUUUGACUUCAAAACUGGCUUGCGACAUGGAGGUGGCGACCUUGAUGCGUCAGAGAGGGCUGGGAAACAGCAGCAGCCAGGUCCAGCGGAAACUGAGAGAGCGUCACGCUGAGUUGUGGUUGCAGAAAACUGUGCAAUACCUCACAGACUGCAAGGGGAUGGCCAGCGCUGUGAAAUCAGGCCUGAUCCUGCCUCUGACAUUUGAAGAAGCACCUCCGAUGCCUGUUGUCCCCAAACACAGAUGGCUGAUGCAGGUAUAUGCUCAGGAUGUCCUGCAAAGGCUCGAGGAGAUAAAGGCAUCCAUCACCUCUCAAUAUGGCCGAAUCCUGAAAAUGGAUUCCACCAAAAAGGUAGCCCGGAAGCUUGCGGGAUCUAGCUACGGUACCUGUACCUGGGCAACCAAUGUCGGAAAUGAGUACGGGCAGGUGGUCAUUUCCGUCCUGACUGCCAGUGAGGGUUUUGGUCUCGGGCCAAUGAUCGAGGGUCUCGUUAAAAGAUACAGAGUGGCUGGGGUGGCACCCCCUGAGGUGCUGUAUGUCGACCGGGACUGCUGUGGCAACACUCUUCUGAGGAGGCAGUUUGAAGAGUGGGAGCAGAUGUCCAUCCGGCUUGACAUCUGGCACUUCAUGCGGAGGAUAGCUGUGGGUUGCACAACAGAUUCCCAUCAGCUGUAUGCAACCUUCAUGAGUCGCCUCAGCCACUGUAUUUUUAUGUGGGACGAGGAUGACCUCAAGGCCCUGAAGCUGGCAAAGCAGGCAGAGAUGGAAGCUGACCGAAGGAGACCAUCGGAGGCCGAUGUGAUGCGUCGCAUCAGCAGAAGCGAGCUAGCCCUACAUUGCAGAAGAGCAACACGUGGGACGAGGGAGACUCAGGUUCUGAUCGAAAACCACAUCCAGGCCUUUGACGGAGAUGCUGGUCGAGACACACUGGGAGUGCCUCUUAUCAACUCGGCUCGGAUGCAGGAGAUCUGGAAGUCCCAGAGGAAGCAUGUUGCAUGCAUCCAGGAUCCUCCAGGUAUACAGCUGUACACGCAGACAGGAACCCUGGUGAAGGGAGGGCACCGUCUGCCAACUUACCGCUGUGCCAGAGGGUCCACGUCGCUGGAGUCUUUUCACCUGCAUCUGAACAGAUUCAUCCCAGGCACGCUUGCAAGUGACACCUUCUUCCAAGCCUAUCUGUUGGAUGGCCUUGCAAGGUGGAAUGAGGACCGGGCUGUUGCAGCAACCACUGAUGGGCAGCCGCAGCCGCAUUCCUACAGCCACCUGCUCCGACAUGCUGCAAAUGUUCUUGCAGAGGAGGUUCUGGGAAAAAAGAUCGUCCCCUACGUUGGACCAACAAAAUACACUGAAGAGCUUAUUGGGGUAGAAUACCUCUACCAACAAACCGGGAAGGUUCUCCAGGACUACAAGUUGGCCAUCGAGGAAUCAGAGACCGCUGAUGUGGUUCUGGAGGUGGAGGAAGACUGUGCUGAAGCUGAGGAGUUUCAAGACAUCACUGUGCCCACCUUUGAAACAGAGCGAACACCUGCUUCCGCCUCACAAGCAUCAGCUUCAGCAGUGCCAGUGAUGACACCUACUCCAACUCCAGCAACCAGCUCUGUCCCAUCAGUGUCUGUGAUUCCUCCAGCACCAUGGCCAGCUCCUGAGAGCACUUCUGUCCCGGCUCAGUUGAUGCCAGUGAUGCCCUCAGUGAUGCCAGAUGACUUGGACCAGGUAACGGUGUCUUCAGCACCAGUCGACUCCACUUCACAUGACGAUUCUGUUGGACCUGACAAUAUCCAGGGGUAUGGAGCAGUUCAGGACCUUGCAGAUUUUUUGCUUGGCCUCAAAGACCACCGCCUGGCUCUGAGUGGAGACGAGUGUGCCCAGGUCAUUACCCUGUGGCAGGCAUUAGGGGAAUAUGACAAAAAAAAAACAGUCUAUCAAGCCCGUCAUCAAGCCUCCUUACAAAAAGGACGAUUCAGAGCCACAAAAAAGAUUGUGGCACCAGGUGUGGAGAGCACCAAAAGGUGUUUCAUCGGAGCUCAUAGUCCCGCACAGUGGCCGGACUGCAACAGAGUGGUGGAGGCAGUCUUCACGAGACUCUGCGGAUUGUACCAGGGUGCUGUGCGCUGUGAAGGAGUGAGAGUGUCUAGAUUCACGAUGGUGGCUCGUUCUUACAAAAACAUCAGGGAGUGCAUCAUCACCAAUUCCAGGGUGAUGAGUCAAACCACAAUUCAGCUCCCUGAAGUAAAUGCUGCCACAGUCACACAAUGGUACAGCAAGCGUUGCAGGUCACAGGAGCAGGACAUUUUGAAGCAGGGCAUCUCUGCUUCAAAUGCACCCAUGGCUGGGCCUGACAAACUUCCUGUCGCCAUGCAAAAAGUGCCAGCCCUGCACUCUGGCACUUUGGCUGAGCCACACCUGUUUGUCCUUCCCCCAAACACUGCUGGGGAGGCAAAGCUUAAGGGGAGACUGCAACCCCAAACCAUCUCCCAAGGACUGACCCUCCCUCUCAUUACACCAGCUCCACCUGUCCCCCUCCCCUUUAUACUUCCGUCUGUGCCUGGAACAUCGCAGAUGAUGUUUUUAAACCUCCAAUCACCUUCAGUCCUGUCACCACCCCCACCACCAAGCCAAGAUGUACCCUACACGACACAACAGUAUCGUAAGAGAAAGCAAGCGCAGGAUCUCACUGGGACGGUCACGAGGAAGUACGUCAAGAAGACAGAUGUGGUCCUUUGCAGAAAGUGCACAAAAGAAAGGAAGCCACCCUCGCACCUGCAGUAUUUCGGGAAUUGGUACUGUCAAGAGACGGAGACACAGUCGUACCAAGAAUGGAGGACUGAGCUGGAGAAGCGAGGUUACGGGAAAAAGAAAAAGAGCCAAAACGACCCUCCAGCCUCUUAGUAAAUUAGACACCUCAGAUUUCAGAUCAAGAAAACUUUGUUUGACGGUAAAGAAGUUGACGGUCCUAACUAUGUGUCAGUUUCCCUGUGAAUAACUGCACAUAAACAUUGUUUUGUCUCAGGAGGGUUUUUAAACUGUAUUUAAAUAGAAUUGUGAUGUCCUAACUUGCAGCAUGGUUGUGGCUGAAAUACUUUCUAACAGUAAGAGUGAAUCUCCUGCAGCCAAAUAUGCUUUAAAAAAUGUUUGUUUCCAAAAGUAUUGCAGAAAGUUGGAGUUAAAGAGACUUAUCAUUAUUACUGGGCAGUAUUGUAAUAUGAUGUCAUUUUUUUUCUCUUCCUGUAAAUAGUUUUUAGUUUUGAUUUAAUAGGCCUUUUGUGUUAUAUUAUUAUAAUUCAUAUAUUAUUCAUAGUGUUGUAAAUAUUGCUAUUAUUAUUAUUAUCAAUGU
This is a messenger RNA of Notolabrus celidotus (New Zealand spotty), 3894 nucleotides long. RefSeq lists its product as uncharacterized. The coding region runs from base 327 to 3449 and encodes 1040 amino acids. The transcript is spliced from 8 exons. The record is from RefSeq and is a predicted model, not a curated record. NCBI's taxonomy places the organism in Eukaryota, Metazoa, Chordata, Actinopteri, Labriformes, Labridae.